This is a messenger RNA of Pseudozyma hubeiensis SY62, 1002 nucleotides long. RefSeq lists its product as hypothetical. Gene Ontology annotation, cellular component: cytosol. Gene Ontology annotation, molecular function: protein serine/threonine phosphatase activity. The transcript has a single exon. The coding region runs from base 1 to 1002 and encodes 333 amino acids. The record is from RefSeq and is a predicted model, not a curated record. NCBI's taxonomy places the organism in Eukaryota, Fungi, Basidiomycota, Ustilaginomycetes, Ustilaginales, Ustilaginaceae. Gene Ontology annotation, biological process: mitotic cell cycle; peptidyl-serine dephosphorylation.
AUGGUCGACAUCACCGAGCAAGAUGCGUGGAUCUCGCAUCUCAGCGAGUGCAAGCAGCUCUCCGAAAACGACAUCAAGCGUCUCUGCGACAAGGCGCGCGAGAUCCUGCUCGGCGAAUCCAACGUACAACCCGUUCGCUGCCCCGUCACCGUAUGUGGUGACAUCCACGGCCAAUUCCACGACUUGUCAGAGCUCUUCCGCAUCGGCGGCAACUCGCCCGAUACCAAUUACCUCUUCAUGGGUGACUAUGUCGACCGUGGUUACUACUCGGUCGAGACCGUCACUCUGCUCGUGGCGCUCAAGGUGCGCUACCGUGACCGUGUCACCAUCUUGCGCGGCAACCAUGAAUCGCGACAGAUCACCCAGGUCUACGGCUUCUACGACGAGUGCCUCAGGAAGUACGGAAACGCAAACGUGUGGAAGUACUUUACCGACCUUUUCGACUAUCUCCCACUGACCGCCUUGAUUGAUGACCAGGUACGUACAGACGGAGCAACUGCGUCAUCACCUUACGAUACUGUGUAUGCUGACUUUUCUUUGCGUGUCUCUCCACAACAGAUCUUCUGUCUGCACGGCGGUCUCUCACCCUCGAUCGACACGCUGGAUCACAUUCGAUCCAUCGACCGCAUUCAAGAAGUGCCGCACGAAGGUCCCAUGUGCGACCUGCUCUGGUCUGACCCCGACGACCGAUGUGGAUGGGGCAUCUCACCACGAGGUGCAGGAUACACGUUUGGUCAAGACAUUUCGGAAGCAUUCAAUCACAACAACGGCUUGACGCUGGUGGCUCGAGCACAUCAACUCGUCAUGGACGGAUUCAACUGGUCGCAGGAGCGUAACGUCGUCACCAUCUUCUCCGCACCCAACUACUGCUACAGGUGCGGCAACCAGGCCGCCAUCAUGGAGAUCGACGAGAACCUCAAGUAUACCUUUUUGCAGUUCGACCCUGCUCCGCGUGCGGGCGAACCGUUGGUCUCGAGAAGGGUGCCGGAUUACUUUUUGUAA